This is a messenger RNA of Loxodonta africana (African savanna elephant), 1779 nucleotides long. RefSeq names its product MTOR associated protein, LST8 homolog (gene MLST8). Gene Ontology annotation, biological process: TOR signaling; regulation of actin cytoskeleton organization. Gene Ontology annotation, cellular component: TORC1 complex; TORC2 complex. Lineage: Eukaryota; Metazoa; Chordata; Mammalia; Proboscidea; Elephantidae. Bases 277 to 1257 code for a protein of 326 amino acids. The transcript is spliced from 9 exons. The record is from RefSeq and is a predicted model, not a curated record. Gene Ontology annotation, molecular function: protein binding.
CGUGGGGCGGGGAGCCGAGCGCGUGACCUGGAGCCUCGGACCUGUCUCGCCGCUGCCGCACAUGUUCCCUAGCCCCUCUGGACCUCGGUUUCUCCAUCUCUAAAAUUGGAAUGAUGGUAUCUAUCUCGAAAUACCGCGUGAGCAGUAAUCUCUGUAAUAGCCAUUAACGCGGAGUGGAUUCUGAAUCACAGCGACCCUGUAGGACAAGAUGCUUUGACCACACCGUUCAGCUGUCGGGCCCUGUGCAGGGGCCUUCCUCUUUCCAGCAGCCUCACCAUGAACGUCUCCCCAGGCACGGUGGGCAGUGACCCGGUCAUCUUGGCCACCGCUGGCUAUGACCACACUGUGCGGUUCUGGCAGGCCCACAGUGGGAUCUGCACUCGCACGGUGCAGCACCAGGACUCUCAGGUGAAUGCGCUCGAGAUCACACCAGACCGCAGCAUGAUUGCAGCUGCAGGUUACCAGCACAUCCGCAUGUAUGAUCUCAACUCCAAUAACCCCAACCCCAUCAUCAGCUACGAUGGUGUCAAUAAGAACAUUACAUCUGUGGGUUUCCACGAGGAUGGCCGCUGGAUGUACACAGGAGGAGAGGACUGUACUGCCAGGAUCUGGGACCUCAGGUCCCGGAACCUGCAGUGCCAGCGGAUUUUCCAGGUAAACGCACCCAUCAACUGUGUGUGCCUACACCCCAACCAGGCAGAGCUCAUCGUGGGGGAUCAGAGUGGGGCCAUCCACAUCUGGGACUUGAAAACAGACCACAAUGAACAGCUGAUUCCAGAGCCCGAAGUCUCCAUCAUGUCCACCCACAUCGACCCUGAUGCCAGCUACAUGGCAGCUGUCAACAGCACUGGAAACUGCUACGUCUGGAACCUCACAGGGGGCAUUGGUGAGGAGGUGACGCAGCUCAUCCCCAAAACCAAGAUCCCGGCGCACACCCGCUACGCUCUGCAGUGCCGCUUCAGCCCCGAUUCCACGCUCCUCGCCACCUGCUCAGCUGACCAGACGUGCAAGAUCUGGAGGACGUCCAACUUUUCCCUGAUGACGGAGCUGAGCAUCAAGAGCAGCAACCCUGGGGAAUCAUCCCGCGGUUGGAUGUGGGGCUGUGCCUUCUCAGGAGAUUCCCAGUACAUCGUCACUGCAUCCUCUGAUAACCUGGCACGGCUCUGGUGUGUGGAGACCGGGGAGAUCAAGAGAGAGUAUGGUGGCCACCAGAAAGCCGUCGUCUGCUUGGCGUUCAAUGACAGUGUGCUGGGCUAGCCUGCACCCUUCUCGAUAUGCAUCUGGGCAGCUGGACUGCUGGAGGCCCUGGAAGAGUGGCCCCCAUGGGCUAGCGUUCACUGGCCCAGGCUCAUGGUCUUCUGGGCUUUCCUGGCCCCCCUUGGCCAGCUUUGACUCACCAAGCUGGUCUGCCUUGGGCUAUCUCAGUGCACAAUUGCUCAUGUAGACAUAAUGGGGUUGGGGGACCUGGCUCAGGCCAGGCUGCAGGUGGCAGCUGGGCUAGCCUGCAGUCCCCACAGAAAUUCCAGGCCCACCCUGGCCUAGAGCCGCCUAGGGCUAUCUGAGGCUGGUGCCCACCCUCAGCCAGUGCUCCGUCCCCCUCCCUGCCUUCGUUUGGAGUCCUGAGGCCACAGAGAACACCACCACAGCCAGAUGAAGCAUUUAUUAGUCCCAGCUGGCAGCUGCCCUGUGUGGUGCUGGUGGCAGGGCUAGCAGGGAUGGGGCCAGAUGGGGCCAGCCUGGGGCUCAGUCGGGGAGGUAAUAAAAGCAGAUUGACAUGCA